GAAUGUACAAGUUCUGUGCCUGCUUCAUACAUUCCUUUCAAAUCCACGAGGUUAACAAACGCCAUCCUUCGGUCUACAAUACAAAGAUCGCUCCGUUCAAGACGUAUUCAGUGCAUGAUACUUAACAUGUAGGGCAGCAGAACGGUAUUGUUCUCAUGUCUGCGAGGCAAUUUAGUCUACGCCGUCUUACCACCUGCCAAUUUGAGCUUACAAAUGAAUCCUUCCAGAGACGGAAGCUUUUUUUGAAAAUCGGUUGGAGGUAUAAAAAGCGAGCAAGCCGGGUUUGUUGGAUCUUCAUCGUGUUCGCCAACCAAUAUCAGACAAUGCUAUUCAACACCCUUGCCAUAGUUGCGGCUGUCAUGAUGACAGUGACCACAUCCGUUUCUGCCUGGCCAUUCAGCAUAGUCGAAUCCGCCAGUGGGACUGUCGAAGUUAGAAAUGAAGCCAGGAAGACUCCCUAUAUUCUGGAAGCAAGCAGCGCACGAUACUCUGCUAUAUAAUUCGUUACCGUACGUCGGUGCUGGCAUCACCGCUACUCCCCUUGAUUGCUCUUAAUUACCAUCGAUUUCAAGUCCGACACAUACUUGUUACCAUCACCUUUCAAGUACUU
Messenger RNA from Guyanagaster necrorhizus, 610 nucleotides. RefSeq lists its product as uncharacterized. The record is from RefSeq and is a predicted model, not a curated record. The coding region runs from base 156 to 500 and encodes 114 amino acids. NCBI's taxonomy places the organism in Eukaryota, Fungi, Basidiomycota, Agaricomycetes, Agaricales, Physalacriaceae. The transcript is spliced from 4 exons.